UAAACGUGAUCACGUGAGUUGAGAGUCUCCUUCUCGCACUGUUCACAACUGUUCUCGCAACACAUCGCAACAUGCGUAUAGAAACGUGUUAUUUCUGCUCGUCCCGGAUAUAUCCGGGACACGGAAUUCAAUUUGUGAGGAAUGAUUGUAAGAUAUUCAAGUUCUGCCGCUCGAAGUGUCACGCUGCAUUCAAGAAGAAGAAGAAUCCGAGGAAAGUCAAAUGGACCAAAGCCUACAGAAAGACCGUCGGCAAAGAACUGGGGGUGGAUCCGUCGUUCGAGUUCGAAAAGAGGAGGAACGCGCCCGUCAAAUAUAACAGAGAAUUAUGGAGCAAGACCGUGGAGGCGAUGAAGAAGGUGGAGUCUAUUAGGCAGAGGCGACAGAAUCUGCACAUUAUGCAGCGAUUGCGUAAGGGAAGGGAACUCGAGAAGGAGAGAGAUGUCAAGGAGGUGCAGCGUGACUUCUCUCUCAUCCGCUCGCCAGCUGCCGGCCUCAAAGAGAAACGAAAACAGGAAGAGAUGGCCGAGGAGCAGGAACAGAUGCACGUGGAUGAAGAUUCCUGCGAUGAAGUUGAAGCAUUGGAAGUGAAUUAAUACGAUACGCAAACUUAAGCUCGUCUCAUACGUUCAAUUUUUAUCAUCUCAAAAAAUUAUAUAAAUUAAAGAAAAACGAUAGCUUCAAAACAAUUCACAUUUUACAUCGUCUACGUGAAAUAUAUACAAAUUGUGAAUUGGAAUAUAAUGUAAAAGUUAACAUCUUAAUUGUUCGGAUUUUUUAAUCUCGGGAAGCGUCUCUAAAUCCCGUUUAUAUUAAAUGUUUCGUUUCUUCAGAAAAUGUCAGCUAAAGAAACGUCCGAUGAUGAUGAAUUGUAAGAUAAUCUUUGAAACUGGAUGGUGUAAAUUGGACUUUACAAGGAGAGAUGGAAGGUACAGGAGAUGGAGGGUUAGCACGCGCUAAAUUAGCUUACGCUUGCAGAAUCUUACCACACACCUCCGUGCGUUUCUUGCGAAUCUCCCACGCACGACCUUGCUGAAUUUUCGACCCUUGUGGAUUCUUUUUAAUAAAUCAAGCCAAAAGGGGUUGGAAAAUGUAGGGAGUCGAAACAAACCGAUAAUUAUAAUUAAACCGAUAAUUAAAUCGUUUUAUACUCCUUCGUAUCUAAUCAUUUUACUUAUUCUACAAACUGUUUCCACUUGGGUUUCAGUUUCACAGACAUCGGUAAACUGCUAACCGAGGGUUAAUUAGUUCUUUGUCUCUUCUUAAAUAAUAAGAUAAAAAAAGAUAGGGAAUCUACUGUGAACUCUAACAAUUAGCCGACGUUUGUGAAACUGGCCCUUAAUAAAUUAUGGGUUGCAAUGUAAGUUACAAUAAUUCUAUAUAGACAUAGAAAUCACUAGUCUGUAUGGUUAUUUAGUUUUUAUUUCUGUAACGAGCGCGUGCACUCGCGAGAGCGCAGGUUAUCACUGCGAGAACUGUAAAACAAUAAAUAUUAAAAAGUUAUUUUGCCUGCUU
Messenger RNA from Vollenhovia emeryi, 1512 nucleotides. RefSeq names its product probable ribosome biogenesis protein RLP24 (gene RpL24-like). Gene Ontology annotation, biological process: ribosomal large subunit biogenesis. Lineage: Eukaryota; Metazoa; Arthropoda; Insecta; Hymenoptera; Formicidae. Gene Ontology annotation, cellular component: nucleolus. The transcript has 2 exons. Bases 72 to 593 code for a protein of 173 amino acids. The record is from RefSeq and is a predicted model, not a curated record.